Molecule: messenger RNA, 595 nt
Organism: Exophiala viscosa
Lineage: Eukaryota; Fungi; Ascomycota; Eurotiomycetes; Chaetothyriales; Herpotrichiellaceae
Product: FAD dependent oxidoreductase-domain-containing protein
Exons: 2
Coding region: 10-345 (111 amino acids)
Biological process (GO): NAD+ biosynthetic process
Molecular function (GO): L-aspartate oxidase activity
Source: RefSeq, a predicted model, not a curated record
GGGGUAGGCAUGUACCGGAUCGAUUUACAUCCUUCCACAGGCGGAGAUAGCUACAUCGAUGUGGCAUGUUGCCCGUUCCAGAUUCCCCUCGGUGCGUUGAUCCCACAGCAACGAAGCAAUCUCCUCGCAGGCUGCAAGAAUAUUGGCACAACGCACAUCACGAAUGGCUGCUACCGCUUGCAUCCAGUCGAGUGGAACAUUGGGGAAGCCGCCGGGCUGUUGGUGGCGCACUGCCUGGAUACUGGUCUUCAUCCACACGAUGUGCAGAGUGAGAAAGCGAACUUUGAAGAAUUUCACAAAACGUUGCUCCGGGAAGGCAUUGAGACAUCUUGGCCUGACAUCUGAGGGUAUUGAACAAUGAAUGUGGGAGCUGGUAAUCCUAACGGCUAGACGACCAUACGCAUCUUCAAUUUAUCUCCGUCAAGAAUCGCAUCUUUCUUGUCUUCCAGCUCGUCAACAUCCCAUGUCGCAGCCACAUAUCGCCCAUUUAGCCAAGUUCGUUGACCCUUAGUCAGCCAGACAGCGAACCCAGCGCAGAGUUCGGCAGUAUCAGUCAUUGCAGCUUGGACCAUUGGACCAAGAUCCUUUGCAAUCC